This is a messenger RNA of Linum trigynum, 543 nucleotides long. Lineage: Eukaryota; Viridiplantae; Streptophyta; Magnoliopsida; Malpighiales; Linaceae. The record is from the annotation of a GenBank genome assembly.
CGCUCGAAGGAUUUUCUCGCGUGAAGGAUUCAACGAGUACAGAUAUCUAGUAGAAGCGUACCUCUGCGUGACGAUGGCACUAUUAGUUCUAGAAGACAGCAGCGACCCGUGGAGAGGGAAAGCAUUCACAUCUAGCAAUCCCCCAAAGUGGUUGAAGGUCGAGGGUGACGAUUUCAGCUCCAAGUCAGAGUAUUUGUGGGAAAAGAACUCAGGGGAGGACCUCAACUUCCUUAAGGUCUACCACAGGAUGUUGCAGGUCGGGAUAACUGAGAAUUUGGGGAACGAGAAGAUGGAAAAAAUGGUGUUCUUCUUCAGUAGUUGCGGCGAGGAGUCUGGAUUCGACCAGGAGAGAUGGGAGAAGGACUACAAAGAGGCAUGUAAGGGUUUCAGGAACAGAGGAUACAAGAGUGUUCUAGAGAUUGUGUACUGGGACUUGAGAUCUAGCAAUUAAUUGGGAAGGGAUCUGGAAGAAGGAUAAGGGAUUCCUUUGGACUGCUGCGGCUGCGAUGGAAAAUAGGGUUAUAAGAAAAUCCAAUAAAUGAC